AUGGCAAAUUUGGCAAUUACAAACUGUGGUCGUUCGCUGAUGGAGCCAUCGCAUUUGGUAGAUGCUUUACCGUAUUUGGAUAUAGAUUACGAUGAAAAUGAUCGCAGAAUGGCUUUACAGCUGAUUGAGAAUGAAACACAAAUAUUUCGGCCAACAAAAAAUUAUUUGCAACAAUUACCAGUGCCGGAUUUUGAUGUAUUUUUAACAAAUUGCCUCAUCAAUGAACAUUCCCGAAUGGCAAAAAAACAGGAGAUGCAAAAGUUGGAUAUGUCAAGAUGUGAAUUGUCCUGUCCAUCAACUACAGGUCGACAAGGUGACAAAACUUCAUGGCGAAAAGCUAUUCGAAAUGCUGCUGCGCAAAAUGAACAUCUUUUACUGAGGAAUCUUAAUUUACAAUUAAUGGAAGAUUAUGCGCCUGAAAUGUAUCUUAAAUUUAAUAAGCGACUUGAAGAUUUACUUCAUCAUGAAGAAAAAUAUUUACGAAAGAUGCGAGAAGAAGUGAUGGACAUACAUUCAAGAAGACGAAAUAGUCAAGUUGAAGCAGGGCGCAAAUUAAAAGAAUUAGAAACGAAAUGGGUUGAAAUGGUGACAAAAAAUUAUAAAAUGGAACUUGCUUGUGGCGAGUUAGCUGUCGAAAAUAAGGCCUUAUCAAAAAAAUCGAAAUUAUUAUAA
This is a messenger RNA of Dracunculus medinensis (Guinea worm), 672 nucleotides long. The record is from the annotation of a GenBank genome assembly. Lineage: Eukaryota; Metazoa; Nematoda; Chromadorea; Rhabditida; Dracunculidae.